GCCAUCUAGCUUCUUGGUGUUUUUGUUCUUCUGGGGCCCGUCCCGCUCUUUACACAAUUCAUUUAGAUUAAUUGAGAACUUACGCCAAGGAAGAAAAGUUAAAAACUCGGGCGAAAGAGGUGCGAUGGAGAUCUGAUCGCUGCAAGAUUGAAGCACGAAUUUUAAUUUAGAAUGCCAAGCCAAGAGCGACCACUUCGGUAAAUUCUAGUUGUUGCUUGUCCCUCUCGUUUGUGUAUUUUGGCCAAAAAUCAGGAUUUUAUCAUAGUUAGGACCCAAGCGUGACUCACGCAUAUCUCGAAACCAAAUGAGACUUUAUGCGUUAGGAUUAUUUCUCUUACUGACCUGGGUAGCAAAAUCGUCAGGAAAUAAAAGAGCCCAUCAUAGUUCUCAACCUCACUCUCAUGUGCGACGUUCAAUUCAUGAAGACCAUGGCAAAACUAAAGAUUCCUCUAAGCGCCUUUACGAAAUGUUGGUGAGAAGGAAUACACUAACAAGACGAAGGAGGGAACUCAUGACAGGUCCACCCACGAAAACUAGGGUGGAAAUAAAAUUCAAAAAGAAAUGGCUUGAGGAAAUGUCCGACAGUCAGAGUUCUCAGUAUAAGCUGCUGGAUGGGAAUAUUGUUGAUGCGAUAACAACAGAACUUAUUGGGGACACAAACUACCUCAGUUCGGCAGUGAUGACGUUAAAAAGCUCCAAUGAGCCUAAGUCAAACGUUUUAGCAGACAUCGAGCUGCAGUUUGUAUCGGACGAGCUUGAUCCGGUUAAACAUCUCCGUGCUAUUGUGUCAGAUGGACACAUCUCUGGCAUGGUGGUCUACCCAGAUUACUUUGUUGUCCUUGGAGGCAACAACAACCCAAGUGCUGCUGAUCAACAGAACAGCAAUGUAGCACCCACUCUAAUUCAAGAUUUCCCUUUCGAUGUGAAAUUGCAGUUAUCUUGGCAUCCCUUCCUUAGCGAUACAAACAAUCCUAAAACGAAAACUUUGAGUUCUUCCAUUGAGAACACUCUCAAAAAGUUAUUCGCAGGUGAUCCAUCGUUCAUUGAUGCUAAAGUAAUCGGAUACAAUGAAGAUCCUGAUGGAAAUCCCCAUACAAGAAUUGUUCUUCGAUUUAAACCUAAUACAACAGAUCCCGAGGAAAUACUAAAGAAAUUGGUAACAACUGGUCACCUCGGAGAAGUUCCGAUCUUCAAUGACUAUCUGAAUGGUCAGAUGAAUCCAACGCAGAACCCUCCCGUCUCGCAACAUAACGCAGUGCCCCAGUUGAACGCUACAUCAACGCCUCAGGCCGCUCCUGCACCAGCUCCUGCCCCCGCUCCGGUACAAGCAGUACCAUCACCAGUGGCUCCUUCUCCAGCAAUCCCAGUGGAGAAUAACACAGUGGAAGUAAAUCCUCCCGCUUCAGUGGUACCCCAGGCCCAACCCACCGCUGCUCCAGCAACUUCAGCUGCUCCCCAACCUACACUACCUCAAGACCAGCCUGUGCCCACCAAUUCACAAAUUCCGUAUGCACAGCCUGGCGAGUCUUUGAAUGGAACAAUAAAGUUGAACGAGUCGUGGUACGAUUACAUGGGAAAUACGCAGAGUUCAACUUUCAAGAUAUUAGCAGAAGAUAUUGAGCAAGCGAUAAGAAACGCGUACGAACCGUACAGGUAUACAGUAACAUCCAAAGUUACAGGACUAAGCAAGACAAAUGAUAAUGAAGUACUAGCUUCAUUUACGAUUACCUUCCCCCCCGGAGAGACCCCGACUCUGAUACCUUUACAGCAGAUCGUGCAGGGGGGUCUUCUUGGUGGUAUCCCCGUGUUUCGUGAUUCUGUCCUGGAAGCAGGCAUGCGCACAACACCUUCUCCAAUUGCAUACGCUCCAACAAGUCCUUCAUCAGCCUGGUCGAACAACUCCUUGUCACAAAACUAUACCGUUCCAGCCAAUAAUAUGACGUUGGCUCCUGCAGCUUAUCCCAAUGCCUCUCAAACAUUCAAUGCCACAGCAGUAGCACCAGCUAUUGAACCUGCCCCAGUUCCUACUGCAGCUGUGUAUGCUCCGACGCAGUCGGUGUACAAUGCCACUGCAGCUCCUGUCCAAGUGCCGACUGGUUCCGUCACCUACGAGCAGAACACUUCGGUGUCUAACACUUCCAAUGUGGCAUCUGAUCAGUAUGGGCAAACAUCCAACGUUCAAACACAGACUUCAGGCUUGGGUAAACUUUCCACGCCACCUGGUUAUACUGGAGGUCUUAUACCACUACCGGCAGGAAUUCCCAAGUCAUGCGCAGAAAUCCGCGCAUCUGGAAUCGGGUCACAGGACGGGGAGUAUGUUAUUCAAGCACGGCCAGACUGUCACUUGAACAUUAUUUGUCAGAACAUGGACGAACCAAACCCUAUAGAGUUCCUAGGUGGUCCGGAACAAAGAUACUGGCUUUAUUGGCAUUAUGCAAUCCUUAUAAGGUUGUCAGCUUAUGACAAAGAACACGUGGACAAGAGAGCUUGCCUUGAAAACACCGCGGAUGGCCGCACAUUUAUUCACAAGGUGAUGGACGCUGGUGUAAGACAAGGAAAUCCCCUUGUUCACUGGAAAACCAACAUUAAGCACAUGAUAAAUAACUUCAUCGGAAAAAUGAAGAAAAAGAGAGAACUGAGAGAAGAUAUCACUCUGAGCACAAAAGCUAUGAAGAUUUAUAAAAGAUUUGCAUCGCAAAUGGAAAAAAUGGAAAGAGGAAGGAAUAUGGAUAUGUAGAUUUUAAAAAAAUGUUAAUUUUCGCUCAGCCUUCCCGCAGUCCGUCUAAGAGUAAAUCAGACUUGAAUUUGCUUUAACCUCAUAUGUUUCUUUAAACAUACCUCAUCAAUCUUGUACACUUUGCACUUAGAAGUCAAUUUGUAGAACUUUUUAUUACGUUUUUCACCUCGUGAAAUUGAAUUUGGAUUUGCUGUUUACAACGUAUCUGCUGUUGGAAUGUUCUUACGGCAAUGAUUAAGUUCUAAUCAAAUUUAUUUAAUAACAAGAUUUUGAAUGAAUUUUACCCCUUCUUAAAAUCUAAUUCCAGCUUUAAAAAAGUCCGAGGAAUGGCCUUUGCCACUCUGAAGAAACUUAGUAGAGUUAUAUCUACAAAAUCUCACCUGUUCCGAAAAUACAAGAACGUCCAUCAAUUCUAGAUGAAAAAUAUCAAAACAAUUAACUCACCAAGUUUCUUUUAAUUGCCUGCUUAAUUGAAAUCUACUUAGUUGAUUGUUCCUAAUGACUUCUUCAAAAAAA
This is a messenger RNA of Pocillopora damicornis (cauliflower coral), 3253 nucleotides long. RefSeq lists its product as uncharacterized. NCBI's taxonomy places the organism in Eukaryota, Metazoa, Cnidaria, Anthozoa, Scleractinia, Pocilloporidae. The record is from RefSeq and is a predicted model, not a curated record.